AUGCAUUGUUGCCUCUUGGCAUCCAGCAGCACUUUCUCUUCUUUGCAGCAUUUCCAGAAGACUGGCGAAUUCGAUUCUGGGAUCUGUUCAGGUGUUGGACAAGGGCUGGUUGCCAACAUAGCAGAGGCCACCAAUGUUUUAGAAAGGCUCAAGAAUCACGCACUUAUCACUGAAGAACACUGCCCAGGGGAGAAUAAGAGGCUUGAAGGUUUUGUGCAUGAUAUGCACACUUGGGUGGUAAGUUUGCCACAUAGCAUUGGACAGCCCAAGACUCUGGAGACUCUGGAUUUGUCUUCGAAUGAUUCACUUGAAAGCAUCCCAGCUUCACUCGGCAACUUGGCGAAUUUAUCGUAUUUGAACUUGGAAAACUGUUUGGAACUGAAGUCUUUCCCUGUGGAUGCUUUGCUCAAACUCACCAAGCUGAUCUACUUGAACGGAAAGGGAUGUCGGGGAAUGUGGACAUGCCACAGGUGGCAUCAUCGGCUUUUCAAACAUCAGAAAUGCUUAAACAGGACGUUUGGAAGACUCCAUCUGGAUGGGAUGUUUCAGGCGUUGACAAAGUUGGAGGUGUUGAUUAUUGAUACACAGUUGGCUGUGGAUCUACCAACAAGCAUGGGCACAAUGGCCCAUUUGAAACACUUGAAAAAUCAAGGUCAGUGGGGGGGAACAUGUGAUAGCUUUCAGGGCUUGCCUGACAUUUUGAGACUGGAGGGAUGGGAGCUUCUAUUGUCAGGCUGGGAUUGGGGCAGAUUGCUAAAGUUGAGAACUUUGGAAGUGAAAUGCUUUUGGGAAAGUGACUUUAGAGUAACUUCUACCAUGCGUAUUGGUGACUAUCACCACCUUGAGGGGCUUCCUUUCUUAACACAGGAAAUGCUUCCCAUGCUGACAACACUCCACCUUCAGGGAUGCCAAAACUUGAUUGGCAUGGCCACCAUCUCUCAACUGGCAUCACUUAAGCUCCUCAACAUCUCCAACUGUUUCUCCUUGAAGGACCUCUCCAUCUCGUUCCUUCCAAAUCUAGAGACAGUUCUUCUAGAUAGCUGCAACGAAGUGACCACCAUCAACAUAUCCGAGUGCCCAUCAUUGAGAGUUGUUCAAAUCGUUGACAAUCAUUGGCUUGACCGUGUUGCAUUCGAUGGCAAGCUCCCACGACUUGAAGUUAUAAUUCUUGGUGGAUUUGGAAAGCUUCCAGAUGUAUCUAUAGUUGCCAUGGAUGCGUUCCCACAGCUGACGUCGCUGCAAAUAAAGAACUAUGGUAUUAACCAACUACCAGAAUGGUUCACAUCAUUCACAAUGUUGAGAACUCUGGAAUUUUGUUUUCUGAAGAACUUGGAUGUGAUACCUGAUGGUGUUGCAGGGCUUCCUCUGCUAAGGAAGCUUAAUCUGGAAGGUUGCAUGAAGAUCAAGACGUUACCCUUUGCAGAUUCUGAGGACAUCUCCUUCUAUCCAUCCCUGGAGUACUUAAGCUUGACAGGCACAUCCACAACGCCUUCGAAAAAAUGA
Selaginella moellendorffii is the source of this 1503-nucleotide messenger RNA. Its product is annotated as protein SUPPRESSOR OF npr1-1, CONSTITUTIVE 1-like. The record is from RefSeq and is a predicted model, not a curated record. The transcript is spliced from 2 exons. Lineage: Eukaryota; Viridiplantae; Streptophyta; Lycopodiopsida; Selaginellales; Selaginellaceae. Bases 1 to 1503 code for a protein of 500 amino acids.